AUGCGCUUUUCCCUCGCGGUGCUGGCCACCGCCGCCCUACAGGCGACUGUCGGUACGGCGUCGAUUCUCACGCCCCCAGUCCUGCCGUUGAUCGUGCGGAACCCCUACCUCAGCACUUGGUUGGGAAAUGCACGUCAGGAGCCAUGGUCAAAAUGGCCUAUUUUCUACACCGGGGAAGAAAUUGGCUUCUCCAUCAUGGCGCAGGUCCCUAGCACCGGAUCGGUAUAUCCGUUGUUGGGCAAGCCCCAUGAUUAUUUGAAAUCGGGUUCUGGAUACAAGGUCCAAUUUCCAAACUACACCGGUCUCAAUUUCGAUGCUUCGACGACUAAUCUAACCUACCAUAUCGAGUCUUCUUCUGCCCCGUUCGAUAUCACGGUCUCGUUCCUGUCUCCUAUAACACCGACAUCGACUCUGCGGCAGUCGAUUCCGGCGUCCUAUGUGACAGUUCAUGUCCAUGGCGCUGUUGACGUCAACAUAUACAUGGAUGUAAAUGGGCGCUGGGUGAGCGGAGAUGCUGGGAGCCCUAUUACAUGGAGGCAUGAUGUUCUGGGCUCCAAGAAAGACCACGAUCAGGUUAGUCUCCGGAGGUGGCAGAUUCAAAGACAGAAUGAGCUGCUCCUUUCGGAGAUUUCAGAUCGUGCGGAAUGGGGAACCCUUCACUUCACUGGGCCUGCUGAUGCCCAAUGGCAAUCUGGAGAGGCUUCUGAUGUUAGACGGGGUUUCGCAAAGAAAGGAGCCCUCAUUAACGAGAAUGAUGAGUGGCACCGUGCUAUUGGGGACCGAGAGCCGGUCUUUUCACUCGCCAAGUCUUUCAGCUCCAAAAAUGCCAAAGGCAGCGACCACACCCAAAGCGUGACAUUUACUAUUGCACUCAUACAGGACCCGGUCACCCAAUUUGCUGCUAGCCGUGGAUUGACUUUCAUGCGUCCACUCUGGCGGUCAUGGUUUUCAAGCGCCGAGGAACUCCUUCAGUUCCACUACAAUGAUCUCUCGAAUGUCGCUGCUCUGGCAUCGAGUUACUCGGAACAACUGGCACGAGAUGCUUACCUAUCAGGUGCAGAUGACUAUGUCGACAUUGUCGCUCUCUCUGCUCGGCAGGUUAUGGGUGCCACCCAGUUUGCUGGUACUCCGGACGACCCAAUCCUGUUCCUAAAGGAAAUCUCCUCCAACGGCAACUUCCAGACCAUUGAUGUUAUCUUCCCUGCGUUCCCAUUCUUCAUGUAUACUAACCCACGGUGGUUGGCGUAUCUCUUGGAGCCCUUGAUCGAGCAUAUGCUUAGUGGACAAUACCCGAACACGUAUGCUAUGCAUGAUUUGGGAACUCAUUUCCCUAAUGCAACCGGCCACCCAGACGGAAAUGAUGAGUACAUGCCCGUGGAAGAGUGUGGGAACAUCCUCAUCAUGGGCCUGGCACUGGUAAACUCGCUCCUCUACAACGAAGACUCGGCUGCAUCCUCUAUCUGGUCUACCAAGGGAGCACCCGCACAAGUACUGGCAAAACAGCAACAGGGAUUCUUCCCCCUUGGUGAUCUCUACAAAGUAGAUGGAAUUGAGAAUAUUGACCAGAACUGGGGCGGUGGCUCGGAGGGCCGGCGCCUUGCGGAAAACUGGAUCAAACGAAGUUACGGACUCUGGCGUCAAUGGACAGGUUACUUGGUUGAAUUCUCUCUGAAGCCGGAGAAUCAGCUUUCUACCGACGACUUUGCUGGCCAGCUUGCUCUUCAAACGAACCUUGCGUUGAAAGGAAUCGUGGGUAUCAACGCCAUGAGCAAGAUAGCUGAGGUGGCAGGACGUGAUGAGGACGUAGCGUACUACAAGAACAUCUCCGACAUCUACGUCGCCAAAUGGGAAGAGUAUGGAAUGUCCAGAGACGGCAGCCACGCGAAGCUUGCAUACGACUGGUACGGAUCCUGGACUACCCUCUACAACCUAUACGCCGACGCCCAGCUCUGCUUCCACCUAGACGGCACCGAUAUCGCCUCGUCUUCCAAUCACCACCACCACCACCAAAAGCCCCUCCACCCCGGCGACGGCGACGACAAGAAGAUUGGCUUCGUCCCCCGACACGUCUACAAAAGCCAAUCCUCCUGGUACAGCUACGUGCGCCAGAAAUACGGUCUCCCCCUAGACAACCGCCACCUCUACGCAAAGACUGACUGGGAGUUCUUUGCGAUGGCCGUGACAGGCCAGGACACACGCUCUGAGAUCCUCGAAUCCGUCGCCAAAUGGGUGAACGAGACCGUCAUCGACCGCCCCCUUACUGACCUCCACGAAACAGAGGGCGAUGGCGGAUACCCGCAUCCCGACUUCUUCGCACGGCCUGUGGUAGGUGGGCAUUUUGCCUUUUUAGCUCUGGAGCGUGCGUGUGGAGGUCGAGCAAUGGAGGGAUUAGAGUUUCUGAACGACCACGAUGAUGCCAUCGAGGCGCUCGCCGCUAAAGCCGCUAAGGAGUUCAAGGGUAACAAGUACCACUACGGGCCCGAUGGGGAUGAGCUGUGA
This is a messenger RNA of Aspergillus wentii DTO 134E9, 2499 nucleotides long. RefSeq names its product putative glutaminase. Lineage: Eukaryota; Fungi; Ascomycota; Eurotiomycetes; Eurotiales; Aspergillaceae. Bases 1 to 2499 code for a protein of 832 amino acids. The record is from RefSeq and is a predicted model, not a curated record. The transcript is spliced from 5 exons.